This is a messenger RNA of Torulaspora globosa, 3933 nucleotides long. RefSeq names its product nucleocytoplasmic transporter NUP145 (gene NUP145). The coding region runs from base 1 to 3933 and encodes 1310 amino acids. The transcript has a single exon. The record is from RefSeq and is a predicted model, not a curated record. Lineage: Eukaryota; Fungi; Ascomycota; Saccharomycetes; Saccharomycetales; Saccharomycetaceae. Gene Ontology annotation, cellular component: nuclear pore; nuclear pore cytoplasmic filaments. Gene Ontology annotation, biological process: protein import into nucleus; RNA export from nucleus; post-transcriptional tethering of RNA polymerase II gene DNA at nuclear periphery. Gene Ontology annotation, molecular function: structural constituent of nuclear pore.
AUGUUUGGUAAAAGUACCACUGCUGGAUCACUGUUUAACAAUACCUCGACACCCACUUCGACACCGACUGCUCCCAAUAAUACCUUGCAAAAGCCAUUCAAAGCUGGAGGACAAGGGCUCUUUGGAAAUGCUAAUCCUACAGCUGCCGUUAGUACGCCAAGCCCGUCAGGAAAUUUGCUGAAUGGCGGAGCAAACAUUCAGACUAAGGGGAAUGGGUUAUUCGGAGGGACUCAAGCUAACACUACUACUGGAGGAUUAUUCGGCAGCAAUAGCACUCAGAAUAAAGGCUCAGGUUUCGCCUUUGGACAGAACACAGCAGGCGGAAGUGGCGGCGGAUUGUUCGGAACAAGUAGUAGCUCUAAUGGGGCAUCAUCAAGAAACUUACCAUUUGAGAACAAAAUAAGUGGUGGGGCAGGCUUUUCAGGUUCCGGCCAGGCCUCUGGGGGUCUUUUCUCGGGCACCAACGCAACCAGUAGUACAGGACUGUUUGGCAAUCACCAAUCGCUUGGAAACAGUACGCAGGGAACUUUCUCAUUUAAUAACAAUGUUUCCAACUCUGUUCAGACACAGCCGUCUUUUAAUCCUUACGGUCUGAACAUUGCCAACGUGCCGGUGCCAGUGUCUUCAAUGCCGGCUUCUAUUACAGCUCCCGCCAUGGAUAGCAAGACUACGUUGGAUAGAUCUACAGAGUCCAAUACAAGCUUUACGUCUGGCUCAACGGCCCCUAAUCGAAGGACAUACUCUAUUUCCUCCACUAUUUCGAACACCACCGGAUCUCAGGUUUCGCUCCCUGCGACUUCCAAAUCCAGUCUGAUAAACAAGUUGAGUGCCAGGUUGAAAAGCGCUCCCAAUACGUCAUCCACGCAUGGUAUUUUCUCGCCAGCAUUAGACGGACAAUGGAAUUCACAGGAGAAGAACAAGCCCAAUGUGAAAGAUAUAACUGAUUCGCGCGAGUCCGCUUCAAAACAGAAAGAUGAAUUCCCUUCUGGAGGCUUUACACCGCUCUCACUACAGAGGGGAGGCUCCUCAGAUAUGCGUAAACUGAAGAUAGAUCCAAGCAGAAGCAUAGCAAAAAAACUAAAGCUUUUUACAGGUGAAUCCACCCCAACAAAAUCUCAUACCAUUGAUCAGAGCGGAGAAGAGAAAAUCAACUGCGCUGAAGGCAAAACGCAAAAGGAUGAACAACAAGAACCCGCUAUUAAUGCUCUAACGAAAGACAAUGAUAUACCCAAUCAAGUGCAUGAUCAUGAUGAGCUAUCCGACAGUUCGCCUCCGGCGGUGGAUAACUCGGGCUAUUGGUGCUCUCCGUCUCCUGAGCAGUUAGCUAACUUAAGUGAAGAACAAUUGACUGCUGUACCCAAUUUUUUGAUUGGCCGUAAAGGCUACGGAUCUAUCACAUUCCAGUACGACGUUGACCUCUCGGCUUUUGCUAAACACAUCGAAACCGAGCUGUUUGGGAAGGUAGUAAUCUUCAAUGCUAAUAAAACUGUUGAAGUUUAUGCUGAUGAAUCAAAGAAACCACCAAUUGGAUGUGGCUUGAAUGUGCCAGCAAUUGUCACCCUCAACAAUGUGUACCCUGUUGACAAGAAAUCAAAGAAAGAGUUAAGAGACGAAGCCAACUCUAAUGAAGUUCAAGUACUUGUGAGAAGGUUAAGAAACUUGAGAAAUAUGGAUUUUAUCUCAUACAAUCCUUUCGGUGGAGUAUGGACGUUUAAAGUAAACCACUUCAGUAUUUGGGGGCUGACAAACGAAGAAGACGCCGAAAUAGACGAACAAGAAGUAAAAAAUGCGAAAGCAGAGACGAUAAUUGAUGAAAACUUCGCUUAUCCCAACGCAAGGAGGUCAUUGGCCCAAACCAAAAUGGACCAAGAAAUGUUACCGGGGACGUUUGAGAGCCAGGAGAAUGGAUUUUCACCAGCUGAAUUGCCACAGAGAGAACUCAUUGGUGUCCGACAGGCUAAUAACUCUGAUUUAGAGUCUGUUACGCCACGUGAGAGUGAUUUCCUUGUCGAGGAAAAACCAUACGAACCAGACAUUAAUGAGUCCGAUUUUGAAGGUAUGGUAAAUGAACCAGCUUUGAACACCUCAAGCAACUGGGUAGAACAACUUCAGCUUGCAGGCUCAAAUCUUAAAUCUGUGUUUGCUGAAGCAAGUGAUCUAUCUGUUGAUGGCGAUAACGGCAUUGAACUGCUUUUUAAUGAAUUUAACGAGAAUUUGAGAAAAGAAAAAACAGCCAAGAAGGAAAGGAGAAUCGUUAACUUUAAUUUUGCUAAGUUUUCCUCUGACUCAUCCCUACUAAUGAAAGCUCCAAACCGCACGUCAGGUGUGCGAAGUCAUAUUAUUCCCAUGAACUCGUGCAGGGAACCAGCCUUCGUCGAGGCUUUGUUUUCUAAGCAUUUCAGCCUAUGCGCAUUCACUAAAAGGCAAUCAAACAAUUACCCUAAGGUAACGGGCAGCCAACUGCUAUUCAGCGAUAUUGCAGAUUUAUGCAGUCCAUCUAGUGUCGAGUACACGCUCUGGACUCUUUGCUCAGUCCUUUUUGAUGAAAUUAAUCUAAACUACACCGUCGAUGACCCGUCUGUAGAGGAAGCUCUGCUGAAAAAUGAAAGACAUAAGCAAAUCUGUUCUUGGAUUGUUGAGCAGACUAAAGACGAGAUUAAUGCCAGAAUAGAAAAUGAAACGGAUGCGCUGGAGAUCAUUUUCUUGUAUCUGCUGAAAAACGAUGUCGCCAAUGCAUGUAAAAUGGCUCUAAAGUCGCAAAAUGGUCAUUUAGCUAUCUUACUCGCAACUUUGGAUUCAAACGAUCCCCGUAUCCGUGAUUUGGCUGCAGGGCAGCUUGAAAGAUGGCGCUCUUGUGGUCAAAGAGUAAGUCCGGCCAUAGCUCGCAUCUACAGAUUGCUCGCCGGUGAAGAAGUCAACGAAAAGUUCUUAAAUGAACGAGAAAAAGAUUCCAUUAGCUGGUUGGCGUUACUAGGGGCCAAUUUGUACUAUGGUAAGGUUAAUGAGUUAUCGUUGAAAGAGGUGAUUUCCCUGGCUACUAGAGAUCCUAUUUCAAACAAACAUGAUUUCAAGUAUACAAUCUUCAAGCUGUACGGCUUGCAAGAACCUAUCGAAUUUACAUUUGAAGAACUGAAGAAUGCUGUCUCACCUUUGGACUACAGUAUAUCCUGGCAUAUUGCUCAGAUUCUAAGAUUUGGUAAAGAAGGUGUGAUAUCUGAUCGUAUGAAUGAUAAGCUCACCUCCGAUUAUAUCGGGCAACUGCGAGUUUGUCAACUCCAUAAAGAGGCAUUGUUUGCAGCAAGCUUUUACUCAGAUGAUUCGGCUGCGGAGCAGCACAUUGAGUCGAUAGUCUAUCACGAAAUUCCAAUCCUUUCUUCGGCCUCAAAUAAGGAUAUGAUACAACGGCUGCGUAUUCCAACCCGCUUAAUUCAAAAAGCCGCAGCUCUUAAACAUAGGUAUGACGGCGAUUACUUGCGGGAAGCACAAUGCUUGAUUAAGGCUGAAGCCUUUGAAGAAGCAGAGAGAGUUGUAAUCGAAUCUGUCGGUCCCAUGCUGAUUAUUAAUGGCCUAACAAAUAAUGAAAGGGACUUAACCGUACUUCAAGGAUUAUUAUCAAGUUUUCCAGCUUCUGAAAUGAAGAAUUGGUCAACUGGUUUAGGAGUGUACGACAUUUAUGUGAAGCUGAAAUUAGGUUCAAAUGCAGACAAACAACUUAUUGAUUGUCUGUUAGAUGGUGUCUGUUUACUGUACGAAGCUCAUAAGCGAUGCAAAGCAAUUCCGGUUUGUUGUAGUAUAAUAUCUCAGUAUGUCGCAGCGCAGUAUCUGGAACUGGAACAGCACAGUGCAGAGAAAGACGAUAGCUACAAGGAAAAGCUACUAAAGUUGCCGCUCGGACAGCCAGAGAAGAAAUACCUUGAAAGCUCCCUGGUUUGA